This is a messenger RNA of Panicum virgatum (switchgrass), 1433 nucleotides long. RefSeq lists its product as uncharacterized. The coding region runs from base 497 to 1123 and encodes 208 amino acids. NCBI's taxonomy places the organism in Eukaryota, Viridiplantae, Streptophyta, Magnoliopsida, Poales, Poaceae. The transcript has a single exon. The record is from RefSeq and is a predicted model, not a curated record.
UCCAUACAACUAACAUUGGUGUCUUUGGUACUUUAUUAUUACCAUGCCUAGGCAUCAUCUUUUGUUACCGCUUUUUCUUUAAUCAGUAGCCUUGGAUCGAUUGGUCGAUGGAUGUUGGGUUACUUUAAUCAGUACCCCUCCUUUUUCUCAGCGCCCAUAAUUCCUGGCGACCAUGCAAGUGUGGAUCCAUGUGACCCUGAAGCUUCUUGGAAGAAGAAGAAGAUGGCGCGGCCAAGAUCUCAUGCCGUCGACCGCCACCUCUAUAUAUACCCAUGAAACCCUCCGGACCAAACUCCAUGCCAAAACACACAGGUCCUUGUUGCAUCCAUACACAGUUCAUUGCAGGCUACCAGUACUUUCAACAAGCAAUCACCAUCAGCAGCACCAGGAGUUCUUGAUCUCUCGUUUGCAUAGCUAGCAUUGCGUCGGUCAACUAAUUAAGGUAGUAGGCUAGUAGCUGCAUUUUCUUGCAUUGGCCGUUGAUUGGAGAUCCAAGAUGAAGAAGGCGACCAGGUACCUGAAGCAGCUCUUCGCCGCCGUCGUGGCGGCGGUGAAGUCCACGGCGGUGGGCACCAGGGCCAGCUCCCUGCGGACGCGCCUCAUCGUGCUCGGCAUCAUGCGCAACAAGAAGCUCCUGCUGAGCGCCAUCCAGAGCAAGAUCCACGCCAUCAUGGGCGGCGCUAGCAGCAGCGGCCAGGGCGGCUACGGCAAUGCGGUGGCCACCCACGGCGGCGGAGAGGACGGCACGACGACUGAGGGCGCAGGACGUGGCGGGGCCGGCGGGCACCUGCUCCUCGGAGGCGGCAGGAAGGCCGCCGUGCUGCAGAGCCUGCCGAGCUUCGUGGUGGAGCAGGAGAGCAGGGCCGUCGUGCUCAGCAGCCUGCCGAGCUUCGCGCUCGAGCGGGACGGCGGCGCGGAGGAGGUGGUGGAAUACAACGAUGGCAACUGCGAGAAGCAGGCGAUCGCCGCCGCCGCGGCGUCGGCGGCGGAGGGGGAGUUCCGGCUGGAGGACGAGAUCGACCGCGUGGCGGACGUGUUCAUCCGGCGGUUCCACGACCAGAUGAAGCUGCAGAAGCUCGAGUCCUUCAAGAGGUUCUGCGAGAUGCUCGAGAGGGGCGCCUGAUCAUCCCAUCCAUGUCCAUGCAUAUGAUGGCCCCUGCUACUGAAUACUCCUACUACUGAUCAACUAAUCGACUGCGUGGUGGUUACGGUCGAUCCUAAUUGACUAAGAAAGAGUUUGGAGGUGUAUCUAUUACCUAGAAUAAAUAAGUGACAAGAAAAUCAAGCUCGUUUCUUGGAGUAAAAUUGGAGGGUGUUUGGGCUGGAGAGAGAUGUACUCAUGUUCUUGUUUUCUUUUAUGGAGAUUUGAGCUGUCUCCUUCCGAAUUACUAGAGCAGAAUUAAUUCGAAUGAAAAUCUCGAUCUCUGACCCAA